Messenger RNA from Nannospalax galili (Upper Galilee mountains blind mole rat), 2377 nucleotides. RefSeq names its product mucin 13, cell surface associated (gene Muc13). Bases 1 to 1614 code for a protein of 537 amino acids. Lineage: Eukaryota; Metazoa; Chordata; Mammalia; Rodentia; Spalacidae. The record is from RefSeq and is a predicted model, not a curated record. The transcript has 12 exons.
AUGACCACAGUGGGAGGGGACAGAUGGAUGUGGAACUGCAGGCUGCUCAUUCAGCACCGCUGUCGUUACUGUGAAUGUGAACAUAGCCAGUACCAGGACGGUCAAGCCUGGCUUGUGGCACUGGCUGAGUGUUCGUCACAGCAGACCACUAGGCAUCAUUUUUCUGUCGGAACUAGUGAGAGUUCAAGCACUGUAGAGGCUACAACCCAAACCUCAACCAGCAAAGCUACUUCGUCUGAGUCCUCUGUGACAUCUAGUGCUGCUAGUUCUUCGUCUGAGUCCUCUGUGACAACUGGUGCUGCUGGUUCUUCGUCUGAGUCCUCUGUGACAUCUAGUGCUGCUGGUUCUUCGUCUGAGUCCUCCGUGACAUCUAGUGCUGCUGGUUCUUCGUCUGAGUCCUCUGUGACAACUGGUGCUGCUGGUUCUUCGUCUGAGUCCUCUGUGACAUCUAGUGCUGCUGGUUCUUCGUCUGAGUCCUCCGUGACAACUGGUGCUGCUGGUUCUUCGUCUGAGUCCUCUGUGACAGCUGAUGAUACUACCACACCUACUUCUUCCCCUGUGCCUGAGGCCACAACACAGACCAAUACUUCACCGAGUCCAGGUCCUUGCAAAAAUGGCUCCUGUGGAGACACGGCUUCCUGUGUUAUGCUGUAUGACGAACAUUUCUGCCUGUGUGUAGAAGGCUAUUACUAUCACCCUAACAAGUGUGAGAGAGGAAAGACAUUCCCUGGAGAGAUUGCAACAAAGGUAUCUGAGACAUCUGACUUGGAAGACACAAGCUCUUUGGCCUAUCAGACAUUAUAUAAGGACCUUAAGGGCUUUUUUGAACAUGCAUUUAACCAAGAUUAUAAACAGACUGUAAUUCUUAAAACAAGCAUGUCCUCUUCUCUGUCAGCAAGAUCGGCAAUGCGUGCUAGUGAAAAGACGGUUUAUGUGUCAGUAGUAAAUAUUUUUGUACAAAAUACAACUCUAACUGAGGAGAAUGUAUCUUCUACCAUAAAAGAGGCAGUUAGAAGAAAUGAAAACAUGGAAGAAUAUAUUAACAAGAGUUCGUGUGAUUAUUAUGGUUGUGAAGCGAAUGGCACAGAUACUUGCCAAGAUGUUUUACAAUGCAAAUGCAAGCCUGGGCUGAAGAGAGCAACUCCACAGUCUCUUUUUUGUUUACCCCUAGAGUGUUCCGAACACUGCAGUGCAGCAGUCAACAAGCAAUGCUUUAAAAGAGAGAAUGACGGGAUACUGCAGUGCAUGUGCCAGCCGGGCUACCAGAGAGAUGAUGCAGGGAACUGCAGAGAGUGUCCAUUUGGCUACCGCGGGACAGACUGCAAAGACCAAUUUCAGCUGAUCCUUACCAUCGUGGGUACCAUUGCUGGCGUCCUUAUCGUUAGCAUGCUGAUCUCACUGAUUGUCGUCUCGAGAUCGAAGAACAGAAGGAAGGAUACCGAAGAACAGAAGUUGAUUGAGAAUGACUUUCAGAACCUGCAACUGCAGCAGACGGGCUUCACAGACUAUGGAGCCAAUAGCAUGUUUCCCAAAGUCAAAACAGGGGCCCCCAGGAAUGGUCUGGCACAGAACCCCUACUCAAUCCAGAGAAGCAUACCUCGCCCUGAUUACUAGCAUGUUAAGAAUUCAGAACCCUCCCCAGCCCAGCCCAUACAAGCUGUGAUCUUGAGUGUUUAAAGAACAAGGAGAAAUGGACAGGGGUGAUGGUCUAGCCUCUGGUGCUCCUCUCUGUCCCAUCUACUAAACCCUCUGAGGUGGACAUGAAUGAAGAAUGCGACUUUCUGAAGAUGCCUAUGACAUUAAAUGCACCUAGACACUAUGAGCCUUUGUAUGAGUUGAUUUUUCUCCAGUUACUACAAAGUACUAAGAUGGCUGGUGUGAGGCUUUUCUUUCUUGGUGGGACAAUGGUCAGCAUUUCCAAUCAAGAGAGAAGAGCACCUGCGUUACCCAUCCCCGGACUCUGGCUCCUGAUGAACAGCCAGCGGCUUAUGACAGGGUCCCUCUCCAAGAAUACAGGCAAAAGACAGACACAGCUCCAGGCUUCUCAGGAGGACUCUGGGAAUCUAGGAGCCUUCCGAUGAGAAUGGAAACACUUGGACUAGCCCUGAUCUCCAUGGUGGGCAUUCAAGUCUUUCAGACGCUAAUUAGCAGAAGAGGCAGGGGAAAACAUGAGUAGAAGUAGCCAGGAGAGAGCCGAGGAAGUUGUGCUGGGAAGGUGAAUGAGGGAGGAGACAGCAGGUGGCACCUUUACCAUGGUUUCCCUCAUGGGGCAAAUGGGCACCUCUCAGGUUUUGUCCUCCCCAAGACACAGAGCCCAGAAAGCCAUAAAAGUAGGAGUCAGUGUGAGGUCCCUGUGAUGUCGUGAGCGUUCUAUCCA